Messenger RNA from Culicoides brevitarsis, 885 nucleotides. Its product is annotated as probable RNA-binding protein EIF1AD. The transcript has a single exon. Gene Ontology annotation, cellular component: nucleus. Gene Ontology annotation, molecular function: RNA binding; translation initiation factor activity. Lineage: Eukaryota; Metazoa; Arthropoda; Insecta; Diptera; Ceratopogonidae. Gene Ontology annotation, biological process: translational initiation. Bases 1 to 462 code for a protein of 153 amino acids. The record is from RefSeq and is a predicted model, not a curated record.
AUGUCUCGCGUUAAUCGUCAAAAGCACGUUUUGCGUGAACUGGAUGCCGAUGACUUUUCCGUGCCGAAGGAAAAUCAGGAAAUUGUGCGAAUUGUCGCGAGCAAAGGGAACAAUUUGCAUGAAGUUGAGUCAAGUAACGACGAAAAAAGUAACUUUUUGGUGUCGAUGCCCACGAAAUUUCGGCGGAACGUGUGGAUAAAGCGCGGAGACUUUGUCCUCGUCGAGCCAAUUGAGGAAGGAGACAAAGUCAAGGCGGAAAUUGUGCGGAUUUUGACGCCGGAACACAUCAAAGUCUUCAACGAAGAGCAAGUUUGGCCCAAAAAAUUCACGAAAAAGCGGGAACACGAAGAGGAAGAAGACGAAGAUGGAUUAAUUCCGAACAGAAAUCGACCGACUUAUGAAUCUUCAGACACGGAGGAGAGCGAAGAAGAGCAAGAAGAGGAAGAAGAAGAAGAAAAUUGAUUUUUUUUAUAAGGAAACGUACAUUUAUUUCAUAAAUUUCCAUAAAUAUCGUUAAGAGUAUCUCAAUAAUAACUUUUUUUUUGUCUUUCUUUAACAUUAAAAUUUUCGUUGAACCAACGUUAAUUCAACAAGUACAGGCUCCAGUUAAGUAAUUUCGAUCGCAACGACGCUUUUAAGCUACAAAAUGCAAAGUUUCAUGGGAAUGUUCGUGAGUGCUGAGUAAGCUGGGCAAGCUGUGAUGCUUUUUUUCUUAAGAUUAUUUUUUAUAAUUUUUUUUUCGUUUAAAAAUGUACAUUAAGUUUGAAGUGUAAAAAAAAUAUCAUAAAGUGCGAAAAAUUAUUUUAACAGUUAAAAGUGUCAAGAAAUUUAUAUAGAAAUUUUGAUUUAAAAAAAAAAAUUAAAUUAAUAAUUUUAAACCAAAAA